GCAUUUUCGACGUUGACGCGAACGAGUGGGAUGGCACGGAAAUGGCUGGAGGAGAGAAUUACCGGCGGUGGCGACAAUUUCCAAAAGGAAACAUUUCAUCUCGCGGUGAGCCUCGUGGAUCUUGCUCUCCCAAUGUUCAAUAUUGAUAAAAUGCGAUUUCAACUGGUUGGAUCGACGUCGAUGAUGAUCACAGUAAAAUACGUGGAAAUCUUCCCACCAAUCGAGUACCCGACAUUCUUUUGAUGGAGCGAUUCUUGAUUGGAAAGUUCGAAUUUGUCGUCGCUAAGCCCACACCAUCUUGGCUCGGAUCAUGCUUUGCAAAGAGAAUUAACCUCACAAAAAAGAUGCGGAAUGAUGUCAAACUCCUCGAGCUGUCGCCGAUAGAUGCUCAUUUUCUACGUUGCCGCCCAUCUGAUGCUGCUCAGAGUCACAGAAUCAACAAUUCGACCAAGUGGCUGCUAAUGAUGGAUCCUAGGAAUCGGGAAUCGAAACGAGGCUCACACUAAGCCGAAAUAUUAAAUAAUAUUUAUGUUUUUUUCCCUUUUGUCAGAUUUAUUUUUUCAUUUUUCAUGUUCAAUAAACAAAAUUUUUGGCAAUGUUUCUCUUUUUGUAUCAACAUUUAA
This is a messenger RNA of Caenorhabditis elegans, 623 nucleotides long. NCBI's taxonomy places the organism in Eukaryota, Metazoa, Nematoda, Chromadorea, Rhabditida, Rhabditidae. The record is from the annotation of a RefSeq genome assembly.